CAUAUAUAUAUCGUUAGAUAUAUUGUAUUGAGAUAAGUGCGCGUGCGCACUGCGCCAUACUUAUCACUUAUGAAUCAGCUGAUGAAGGAAGAUUGUUGCUGGAAAUUUCAACAGUAUUGGAGAAAACGUUAAAAAAAUAUGUCGUUAAAUACAGCGCACGCUAACGGGGGCGUUCUAAUACACGCCGGAGAAUGCAUAUUAUUAUUUUGUGACAAUGUCACAAUGGAAUUCCAUGGACCAGAACAAGUGGAAUUUGCUGGUACCAAAUAUGGUAGAUUAUACCUGACCACCCAUCGAAUGAUUUUUAAUGCCAAAGAUCUCAAAGAAAGGAUGCAGUCAUUUAGUUUUCCUUUUAUAACACUAUGUGAUGUUGAAAUAGAACAGCCAAUAUUUGGUGCUAAUUACAUCAAAGGUAAAUGCCGUGCCCAACCAAAUGGCAAUUGGAUUGGAGAAUGCAAGUUCAAGUUGCAUUUCAAAAGUGGUGGUGCAAUAGAAUUUGGUCAAGCUAUGUUAAGAGCAGCAGCAAUGGCUCAGCGUAAUGGACCUGCAAAUGAUGCUCCACCACCAUACCAACCACCAACAUCAAAUUGGUACGCAGCUCCACCACCUGCUUACCAAGCAACACAGACUGGCUAUUAUGGGUGGCUUCCACAAAAUGAUGCAUUUUCACAUACUCCACCAGCAAACAGUGUAUAUAUGACGGAUAUGCCACCACCAUAUCCUGGUAUAAAUACACCUUAUCAAGGAUAUGCAAAUGUACCGCCACAAGGUGCAUGGGGCACUUCCAGUCAACAACCUAAUUGGACACCACCUCAACAAAAUGGAGCACCUGGGUGGGCUAAUCCAAGUUAUAAUGCCCAACCAAUGUCCCAAGCAGAUGCAAAAGCAGCAGAAGCUGCUCAAAGUGCAUAUUAUGAUCCAAAUAGACCCCAGUGUGCCUAUGUUCCACCUCCUGCAUACUAUGAAAGUCCACCAAGUUUUCAACAGGCAACAGAGAAAAAGGAUCAGUAGAAAUGCAACCUUGAAGUCUGAAAAUGAUGAUGUAACAUCAGCAUUGUUCAAUUAGUAUUAUAUGUAUGAUAUGCUGUAUUGCAUAGCAACAGGUAUAUGCAUUCCACUUUAAGUUCUGAUAUAUGUCGUUUUGGUGUGUGUAAUUAAAUGAAACAAUAUUUCUAUCUUUCCUAUGCUAUCCACAAUUUUUAAAUAUAACACGAUAUAUUGUACUUUUAUGCUUCAAAGUUUGCGAGUAUUUAUACUUGCAAUGUCAAACUGUAUAAACGAUUUAUAAAAAAAAA
Bombus impatiens (common eastern bumble bee) is the source of this 1295-nucleotide messenger RNA. RefSeq names its product WW domain-binding protein 2 (gene Wbp2). NCBI's taxonomy places the organism in Eukaryota, Metazoa, Arthropoda, Insecta, Hymenoptera, Apidae. The coding region runs from base 139 to 1011 and encodes 290 amino acids. Gene Ontology annotation, molecular function: chromatin DNA binding; transcription coactivator activity. Gene Ontology annotation, biological process: positive regulation of DNA-templated transcription. The transcript has 6 exons. Gene Ontology annotation, cellular component: nucleus. The record is from RefSeq and is a predicted model, not a curated record.